Procambarus clarkii (red swamp crayfish) is the source of this 894-nucleotide messenger RNA. The record is from RefSeq and is a predicted model, not a curated record. NCBI's taxonomy places the organism in Eukaryota, Metazoa, Arthropoda, Malacostraca, Decapoda, Cambaridae.
AUGACAGGUGACGGUCGCCCGCCGUUGUCACAUUUACUUUUCCCGUUAAUAAUCGAAUUUGGCGACCCCGACCUCAUCAUCGGUCGGCGGUCCGUCACUCAGUCCCCAGGAGCCUGUAUCAGUCCCCCAGGAGACUCUGCAAGUCCCCAGGAGACUCUGCAAGUCCCCCAGGAGCCUGUAUCAGUCCCCCAGGAGCCUGUAUCAGUCCCCGAGGAGCCUGUAUCAGUCCCCCAGGAGCCUGUAUCAGUCCCCCAGGAGCCUGUAUCAGUCCCCCAGGAGCCUGUAUCAGUCCCCCAGGAGCCUGUAUCAGUCCCCCAGGAGCCUGUAUCAGUCCCCCAGGAGCCUGUAUCAGUCCCCCAGGAGCCUGUAUCAGUCCCCCAGGAGCCUGUAUCAGUCCCCCAGGAGCCUGUAUCAGUCCCCCAGGAGCCUGUAUCAGUCCCCCAGGAGCCUGUAUCAGUCCCCCAGGAGCCUGUAUCAGUCCCCCAGGAGCCUGUAUCAGUCCCCCAGGAGCCUGUAUCAGUCCCCCAGGAGCCUGUAUCAGUCCCCCAGGAGCCUGUAUCAGUCCCCCAGGAGCCUGUACCAGUUCCCCAGGAGCCUGUACCAGUCCCCCAGGAGCCUGUACCAGUCCCCCAGGAACCUCCACGAGUUCUCAAGAGCCUUUACGACUCCCCAGGAGCCUCUACGAGUCUCCAAGAAUCCCCUGUAACCUCAAUAACCCUCCCCCCCUCCCCAACAUCCAUUACUUCUAAUGAUAUAUUUUGCUUAGCAAGGAAUGAGAAUGCGCAGCAUCCAGCAGUUAUCUCGGGGAACAGUGAGAGAAGAAUGAACUCUCUCCUUAUACUCCACAAGUUGUGUUGCAAUAACUUGGGUCUGGGCGUGUCGGGAUGUCAGUGA